CGUUUUCUUCAUCUAACAUUAAUGCACAAAGAGUAAAAGGCGAUAAAAGAAAACAACGUUGUGUGACCGGAAUAUUAACAAAAUAUUUAUUAAACUGUAUUUAUAACUCAGAAAAAUAUACUGAAAAUGGCGAACAAAAAGGGAAACAAUGGUGGACGCACACAGCAGCAAAUAAAUGAUUCCAAAGAUUAUAGCACAUUCAAAGUUGUAUUCUUCUAUUGCUCCCUAAUAGUGUUCCUGCCGGUCGCGACAUUUUUCCUACUUAAAUCCACUGUAUUGGAACGAUUCUUUACCAUGUCCGAGGUAACGACCAACAUAUAUUCAGCGGUAGGUGCUGUUGUCGCCUUACACUUGGCUCUCGGUCUAUACAUAUACCGUGCAUACUUUGGUGGCGCGCUCCAAGCGUCGGAUACAUAUAAAAAAGUUGAUUGAAUGUUAUGCAUUCAAAGAGUAUUUAAAAGUGAUCGAUCAAUGAGGUGGUAUGCUGUAAGCUGGCCAUUAACGGCAGCAGUGAUGAACAUAUGACUUCAUUUUGUGUAUUACAUACAAUUCAUGUUGCUUGAAUGGUGAAUUCACAAAUAGACAUUUUUAUAACAAAAUAUGCAGAUUUUCUGUAUUAGUCAAGCUUGUUUCUAUGCUUUAAAUUGUGUUUAAAUUAUAAGUUUUAAGCAUCAUUUUGUAAAAAAUGUUUUAUGCAUAGACAUAAAUGUAAUAAAGUAUUUGUAAAUAACUACAUAAAGUCGUAUAAUUUUUUUUAAGCAUAUAAAGCUUAUAUAUUUACACUAUCGCCUGUUUAUAUAUUUGCGCUUGCAGUAUUUAAUUCAUUAAAUUUUUUAUAUUUCAACUCAAACUUUCAAUUUUCUUUUUAUAAACACACAUACAAACAUACAAUCAUAUACAAAAUGUGUACAAACUUCAUGUUUUGUCAACAACGUUGUUUGCGUAAUCUGACAUUUUGCUUGUGAUAUAAAUACACGUUUCCUUCCGUACGUUAAGUGAGAAAUGUAAAUAGUGUAAAUAUAAAGAACAAUGAAUUAAAACUGUUAUUUUAUAUACAUAGAGUUGAAA
Ceratitis capitata (Mediterranean fruit fly) is the source of this 1068-nucleotide messenger RNA. Its product is annotated as vacuolar ATPase assembly integral membrane protein VMA21 homolog. The transcript is spliced from 2 exons. Gene Ontology annotation, biological process: vacuolar proton-transporting V-type ATPase complex assembly. Lineage: Eukaryota; Metazoa; Arthropoda; Insecta; Diptera; Tephritidae. Gene Ontology annotation, cellular component: endoplasmic reticulum membrane. The record is from RefSeq and is a predicted model, not a curated record. The coding region runs from base 127 to 432 and encodes 101 amino acids.